Messenger RNA from Exophiala oligosperma, 1129 nucleotides. RefSeq lists its product as uncharacterized. The record is from RefSeq and is a predicted model, not a curated record. Lineage: Eukaryota; Fungi; Ascomycota; Eurotiomycetes; Chaetothyriales; Herpotrichiellaceae. The transcript has 2 exons. The coding region runs from base 293 to 1090 and encodes 265 amino acids. Gene Ontology annotation, molecular function: acyltransferase activity, transferring groups other than amino-acyl groups.
CACAGCUUAGUACUCGUACUGCGAGCGUUGUGCAGAUCAAGCCUAUUCGUAACGUUUCGAUUUUUCGGACCCUUGUGACCCCAGUAUCUGUGCUAAUCAGCUAGUGAACCAGAAUACUGCGAUUGCGAUUCCUUACUUCUGAAGAAUGCCACUCGUAUACUCCCCUAGACGUACAAAGCAUCAACCAUCUCAGAGUCAACGGAGCCAGCUUUACCAAGUUCAAUAUCAAGUUUGAUGAAUCAACUAGUGGAGGCUAUCACGAAUCCUAUCGCAGAGCAUUGUAGGGAGCACGAUGGACACUUCCGAUGCCAGUUUCAAAAUACCAGUCCCCCAUCCGACGUCGAGGAUCUAUUUAACUCCUCCAAGAAGAGAAGAUGAUGAUGUGGUGAUCGCAGCUCUAAACGAUCCGCGCGUCUAUAUGAACCUGAGCUCUCCCCCGUAUCCUUAUACUUCGGAUGACCGGAGGUCUUGGUUCGCCCAUAUAGAAAAAAUAGCCCAACACAACGCAUUUGGCAUUGGGCAAUUCAAGAAGCAACCAUACCUUGUCUCCGGCGCCCAAGCAGGUGGGGCUGUACCGUGGUUGGGAGAGGUUGGAUGGGCAGCAACCAUCAGAGAAAUUGUGGCAGAGGCGGACGGUAACGAGAGGUACCUGGGCGAGAUCACCGUGAGCCGCAGUGGCUUUCUGUUUGUUCUCGAUGUGGCAGAGCGAGAAAAGGCUCGGCUUGAAAACGACAAUCUAAGAGCUGGAGAUCCCAACAUCGUGUGGGAAGUAGGAUUCUAUCUCGUUCCAGAACAUCACGGCCGUGGAGUGAUGCCCAAAGUCCUCGAAACUGUCAUAAGAGAGAUCCUCCUACCUCUCUUUAACGCACAGAACAUUGUCGCGACUUACUUUGAGCAUAACAUUGCCAGUAAAAAGGUGUUUGCAAAAUGCGGGUUUGAGUAUGUGACCACGAUCCCAGAUGCGUACACGCUGGAACCGAGCAAGACUGGAGGCCAAGAAGGUCAAACAAUCGGUCUGGGUGUCAUAAAGUGGGAGGACCGGGGUGCGGCUAGGGCGCGGGAGGACAGGGCAAAUGGCACGCAUUAUUGAUGAGAUGCAAUCAGAAUCAGACUGGCUCGACAGCUUGCC